Hippocampus comes (tiger tail seahorse) is the source of this 1683-nucleotide messenger RNA. RefSeq names its product SEC14-like protein 2. NCBI's taxonomy places the organism in Eukaryota, Metazoa, Chordata, Actinopteri, Syngnathiformes, Syngnathidae. The record is from RefSeq and is a predicted model, not a curated record. Gene Ontology annotation, cellular component: cytoplasm. The coding region runs from base 423 to 1658 and encodes 411 amino acids. The transcript has 13 exons.
CCUGGCGUAAAGGGGAACUGGCGUGCUUCAGUCCAGCAGUCUGCUUGUGAAAUGUGUAACUGUAAACUAUGUACUUUGACGAAUGUUAUAUGUGAAUGAGUUGAAUUCCAUUUACUUUACUUUGAUUUACUGGACGAAGGUUUAAAUAUCUUCGUAGUAGUUCGUGAGCCAAGUGACACACGGUCUCACAAAUAAUUGCAUUGUCACGUUCAUCGUUUUCGACAAUGCUUCUGAUAACGCCGUUGCUGACAAGCGUUCACUUGACAAGUCACCUGCAGCCGAGGGCUCGGUGGAGGCUGCGGUAGUCGGUGAGUUUGACGAGGGGGCGGGCGUCCGCCCGCCUGCCUGAUUAGCCGGCCUGUUCCUGUCAGCACUUUGGAGUCCUCAGCAUCGUUACACGAGCUUAUCGUCAGCCCGCAGACAUGAGCGGUCGGCUGCCGGACCUCAGCCCCAAACAGGCUGAAGCACUGCGACAGUUCAGGGAGAGGAUUCAAGACGUUCUUGCUCAACUUCCUGCCCAGCAUGACCACUUUCUGCUGCGCUGGCUCAGAGCCAGAAACUUCAACGUGCAGAAGUCGGAGGCCAUGUUGCGAAAGCACAUCGAGUUCAGGAAACAAAUGAAGGUGGACACCAUCAUCACUGACUGGCGGCCGCCCGAGGUGAUUGAGAAGUACCUGUCGGGCGGCAUGUGCGGCUACGACCGCGACGGCAGCCCCGUGUGGUACGAUGUGAUCGGUCCCGUGGACCCCAAAGGUCUCUUCCUGUCCGCCUCCAAGCAGGACUUCAUCCGCUCCAAGAUCCGAGACUGCGAGAUGCUGCAGCAGGAGUGCGCCGCCCAGUCGCAGAAGCUGGGCAAGAACGUGGAGUCCAUCACCAUGAUCUACGACGUGGAGGGCCUGGGGCUCAAACACCUCUGGAAGCCUGCCAUUGAGACUUACGGCGAGAUCCUGCAGAUGUUUGAGGACAACUACCCAGAAGGCCUGAAGAAGCUUUUUGUCAUCAAAGCUCCUAAACUCUUCCCGGUGGCCUACAACCUCAUCAAGCACUUUCUGAGCGAGAUCACGCGGCAGAAGAUCUUCAUCCUCGGCGCUGACUGGCAGGAAGCGCUACUCAGGCACAUCGACCCUGAGCAGCUGCCCGUCAUUUACGGCGGGAAACUGACUGACCCCGACGGAGACCCUCGCUGUCGGACCAGGAUUAAUCACGCGGGUCCGGUUCCUACUUCCUACUAUGUGCGCGAUCACGUAUCGGUGGAAUACGAUCGCUGUUUGACCGUCAGUCGAGGGUCCACAAGACAACUGGAUUACGAGAUCCUCUUUCCGGGAUGUGUCCUCAGAUGGCAGUUUUCCAGUGAGAGUGCCGACAUCGGCUUCGGCGUCUUCAUGAAAGCCAAAAUGGGCGAGUGGAAAAAGGCGACCGAGAUGGAGGCGGUGGUGCCGAGUCAACGCUACAACGCUCACUUGGUGCCCGAAGACGGUUCACUAACGUGCGAGCGCCCCGGCGUGUACGUGCUGCGAUUCGACAACACGUACAGCAUCUUCCAGGCCAAGAGAAUCAGCUUCACCGUGGAGGUUUUGCUGCCAGACCACUUGAAGACCCAACAGGCCGCUGCAGUGUCCAAUCAGAAUAAAGACGCAAUGGAACGCAAUCAAUCGUAGCCAAGGAUGUCAGAAGCAGUUGGGG